AUUACAAGAGAACUGACUAGUACUUACAAAUGUGGCAGGCCCUGUUGUGGUACGAUAUUUGUUCUGAAAUCUUGCAUCAAGAAAUUCUUCAAUCCAGGUAAAGUAAACGAAUUAUUUGAAUUAGAUUUUCAAGAACGAGCGACCAUUGUCUGUUAAAGACCUAAAGUUCCUCAAAAUCCUUGGUGACAAAAUCCACAAGCAAGAAAACAAGUACUAUGAGAUGCUGCUACCUCUACGCUUAGAAGUGGAGCAUCCAAACAACAGUUUGCCAUGUGAUUUACAUGAUCUAUCAUUCAUGUAA
Messenger RNA from Pocillopora meandrina, 301 nucleotides. The record is from the annotation of a GenBank genome assembly. Lineage: Eukaryota; Metazoa; Cnidaria; Anthozoa; Scleractinia; Pocilloporidae.